This is a messenger RNA of Trichoderma virens Gv29-8, 681 nucleotides long. RefSeq lists its product as uncharacterized. The transcript has a single exon. Lineage: Eukaryota; Fungi; Ascomycota; Sordariomycetes; Hypocreales; Hypocreaceae. The coding region runs from base 1 to 681 and encodes 226 amino acids. The record is from RefSeq and is a predicted model, not a curated record. Gene Ontology annotation, molecular function: protein binding.
AUGCAGCCCAUUGUUCACGAAAUUGAUCCAACUGGGGAUACUCUGUUCAUCCUCCGUAAGCCAGAUGCCCCAUUUGCAGUGGACAGAUCUUUUGUGCAGUGGCCUAGAGCCCUGCCACAAUAUUGGACGCCUGAAAUGCAACAAAAUGAACAGCACUUGGCGAACUGUGCGCUAGCCCCGCCACGGACUGUCACCUGGAAUCCAGAAAUGCAUAUGCGGCUUUCGUCAAAACAUCUUUGUCUGGCCUCUGAGUACUUUCAAAAAAUGAUGGCCAAUGAUUGGAGGGAGACCAAUGCUGAGAAUGGCUACUCCUAUACUAUAACUGCCGAGGACUGGGAUAAAAAGGCGCUUCUUCUCCUAAUGAACAUAAUCCAUGGCCAAACACAUAAAGUGGAUCGAUUCAUCAACCUUGAGAUGCUUGCAAAAAUAGCCGUGCUUGUCGAUUACUAUCAGUGCCAUCAGGCAGUCCAGUUCUUUGCAAAUUCAUGGAUCAGUCAACUGAGACAGCCUCUUCCCUCUUCUUACGGACGGGAUCUUCUGCUGAGGCUAUUUGUGUCCUACGUAUUUUCCGAAACCUACACGUUCCAUACGCUGACGAAGACCAUCAUAUAUGAGAGUAGAGGCUCUAUUCAUACGUUGGGUUUGCCAAUUCCCCAAAAGAUGAUUGGCAAGUUUCAAUAA